Molecule: messenger RNA, 1515 nt
Organism: Cucurbita moschata (crookneck pumpkin)
Lineage: Eukaryota; Viridiplantae; Streptophyta; Magnoliopsida; Cucurbitales; Cucurbitaceae
Product: RGG repeats nuclear RNA binding protein A-like
Exons: 7
Coding region: 218-1303 (361 amino acids)
Cellular component (GO): cytoplasm; nucleus
Molecular function (GO): RNA binding
Source: RefSeq, a predicted model, not a curated record
CAUCUCAUCCUUCUGCCGCAUUGGUUAGGGUUUCUUUCUGUCCAAUUCAUCAGACUCUCUCACUCUCUUGUUCUCACUUAUUUUUUUUCUCUGAAGUUCAAUUCUGUAACUUAAACUGUUCUUUAUCUUUAUGGAUCGAUUGCAAUAAUUUCUGAUAGUUUUCGACUGGAAGUUGAUUUUAGCUGUGUAGUUCGUCGAGUUGCUGUUCAAUCACGAUAUGGCAACCAUGAACCCUUUUGAUCUCUUGGUCGACGACGAUAACGAGGACCCUAAUCAGCUCGCCUCAGCUCAGCGGUCCGCUCCGGCGCCGCCGUCCAAGAAGGCACCGGCUCCGGCUCAGCCUGCGAAAGCGGCUAAGCUUCCUUCCAAGCCUCUUCCUCCUGCUCAGGCUGUAAGGGAGGCAAAGAAUGAAAAUAGCCGUGGUCGCGGAGGUGGGCGUGGCUAUGGACGAGGACGCGGUGGUGGUGGAGUAUUCAACAGAGACUCGGCCAAUAAUGAAAAUGGUGGCAAGAAUGGGUUCUCCGAUCGAUACCAGCCAACUGAGGAAGGUGAAAAGGAAGCUGAGAAGCGUGGUUAUGGUGCAUCCUAUGGCUCUUUUCGUGGUCCUCGUCGUGGUGGCUUCAGCAAUGGGGAAACAGAAGAAGGGGAACGACCUCGAAGAUUAUAUGAACGCCGAAGUGGAACUGGACGUGGAAAUGAGUACAAGCGUGAUGGGGCUGGCCGUAGGAACUGGGGAGCUCCUGGUGAAGAAAUUUCCCCGGAUGUGGAAGAGCCUGUUGCUGAAAAUGAGAAGAUUAUUGCAUCAGAGCAACAAUUGGGAGAGGAUGGCGAUGUCAACGACAACAACAAAGAGGAGGCUGUGAAGGAACCAGAAGAGAAGGAACCUGAGGACAAGGAAAUGACUCUCAAAGAGUAUGAGAAGCUCCGUGAAGAGAGUAGGAAACUGUUGGCAAAGACUGAGUUGAGGAAGGCUGAGAUUGAUGAAGAGUUGGAGAACAUGCAGCAGAUUUCCAGCAAGAAAAGCAAUGAUGAAAUCUUUGCUAAAUUGGGUGCUGAUAAGGAUAAGCGCAAAGAUAAUGCUGACAAGGAGGAGAAAGCUAAGAAGUCUGUGACCAUAACUGAGUUCCUGAAGCCUGCUAAAGGUGAGAGGUACUAUAGCCCCGGUGGACGUGGUAGGGGCCGUGGGCGAGGCUCAAGAGGUGGGCUCAAUAACGGCAACGGUGGCAGCGUUAGCAACAGAAUGAAUGUGGCAGCCCCCUCCAUUGAAGAUCCAGGGCAGUUCCCUUCGUUGAGUGCUAAGUGAGGAUUUACGACUCUAAAAUCUAUUUUGUCACUACAUUUUUAAGUUUCUUGAGAUAUCAGAUCGGGAUUUUUGAGUUACAACAACCAACAGGAUUCUGAAACUCCCUCUAAUGCUCUGCUUCUAUGUAGUGUAUAUCUUGGAUGUUAUGUCUCAGUCGUCCUAAGUUAUGCAUCAAUUUUGAUUUUGUUGAAGGAUGUUUAUUAUUAUUAUUA